UUUCACCAAAGCCAUUCGCAUUUGGCCACGUGGUCGUUUUCUCAUCUCAAGAUAAGCCUUCUUCUACUACCUAAGCUUCGAGUUCUCUUCUCCCUCUUCCUCGCUGCAGCAAUCCAAGACGAAGCUGAGAGAAAGAAGACGAAUCGAGAGCAAAAGCUCAAUCUAAGCUCGCAAGAAAGCUCGAGUAGCAGCCAUGGCUUUAGCACCCACGUCUCUCCGGUGCUUCCUCACCGGAAGGCCACUGUGCAGUGCGGGCAGCACGGCGGCCGUGCUCCCGGCGCCGAAGCCGACGAGGCGGCGGCCAUCGGCGAGGCUCUCGUGCAGGGCGGCCAAUGAGGCGCCGUCGACGCGGGGUGAUCUUCCGGUGAAGCUUGGCAAGCUGGCGAUGGUCGCGCUGGCCGCCGGCGUGCUCGCGCUCUCGCCUGUCGACGAUGCCAUGGCGGCCAAGUCCGGCGGGAGGGUCGGCGGGCAGGCGUUCCGGUCUGCGCCACGGUCCGCGCCACGGCCGUCUGGUCCACGGAUAAACAAUUCGAGGACGAACAUCUACAUCAACCCACCGGUGGCGCCGCCUCUGGUCGGCGGUUACGGCUAUGGCUACGGCUACGGUUGGUCGCCGUUCUCGUUCUUCGCUCCCGGCCCGAGCGUGGCCGUCGGUGUCGGCGGCGGCUUCGACACGCUGGUGCUGUUCAUCGUGCUCGGAACGAUCGUUGGCGCUGUCAGGCGGUUUCUCAACAGGAACGACGACGACUACGAUGAUUACUGAAUUAAUUACUGUGUUGCUGAUACUGUUAGGAACGAUGUCAUCAGAUCAUACCGUGUGUAAUGUGAUAUAGCGAGGCUAUUUUUUUUCAUGUCAAUUCUAAGGGAACAGAUCGGUAAGCUAGAAGUGAAAUACAUUAAUUGGUGCAUGAGGAGCAACCUGUAUGUAUAAUUUUGUUCUUGUGGAGUAAAACGAGAGUAGAUUUGUAUAUCUGGAGUUAAUCGAUCUGAAAUUGUCUGAAGAACUGAUGGUUUAA
This is a messenger RNA of Oryza sativa Japonica Group (Japanese rice), 1016 nucleotides long. RefSeq lists its product as uncharacterized. NCBI's taxonomy places the organism in Eukaryota, Viridiplantae, Streptophyta, Magnoliopsida, Poales, Poaceae. The record is from RefSeq and is a predicted model, not a curated record.